This is a messenger RNA of Galeopterus variegatus (Sunda flying lemur), 3188 nucleotides long. It is a transcript of the gene HAP1, whose product is annotated as huntingtin-associated protein 1. Bases 1 to 2973 code for a protein of 990 amino acids. Gene Ontology annotation, biological process: viral process; neurogenesis; anterograde axonal transport of mitochondrion. The record is from RefSeq and is a predicted model, not a curated record. Gene Ontology annotation, molecular function: signaling receptor binding. Lineage: Eukaryota; Metazoa; Chordata; Mammalia; Dermoptera; Cynocephalidae. Gene Ontology annotation, cellular component: dendrite. The transcript is spliced from 14 exons.
AUGAGUGAUACCUCUGCCCCUAGCCUGUACCCUCCUCUCCCGGCAUAUUCACCCCGCCAGAGUUUAGCUGAAGGAGAAAAAGCGGCCCCUGAAGAAGUGGACGAGGCUAGAAAAUCAUCCCCGGCAGCGCUGCAGGGUUUUCCUGUUAUGGCUCGCUGGGAAGCCCCAGCCGUCCGCAGCCCGUGGAACAUGCUCUGGAAGGCUCUUCUCCCUCCAAGCUUGUUGAUCAAGUUCCGCGCCUGCUUUCAAGAACAGUGCCAUGUACAGGCAGAGAAAAACCCAGCAGUAGCGUUGCCCAAUGCCACCAACCCCGGACUCACCUUCCCGCAGGUCCUUGGCAAUGGUUCCUGCGUAGGUGCCAACAAACCCUCUUGCAGCACUGUGGCAAAUCUCACCGACCCCAAAACCCGAAAUAAGCGGACCCGAAACAAGNGAUGCCUGUACUCUCCUCUCCCGGCAUAUUCACCCCGCCAGAGUUUAGCUGAAGGAGAAAAAGCGGCCCCUGAAGAAGUGGACGAGGCUAGAAAAUCAUCCCCGGCAGCGCUGCAGGGUUUUCCUGUUAUGGCUCGCUGGGAAGCCCCAGCCGUCCGCAGCCCGUGGAAAAUGCUCUGGAAGGCUCUUCUCCCUCCAAGCUUGUUUAUCAAGUUCCGCGCCUGCUUUCAAGAACAGUGCCAUGUGCAGGCAGAGAAAAACCCAGCAGUAGCGUUGCCCAAUGCCACCAACCCCGGACUCACCUUCCCGCAGGUCCUUGGCAAUGGUUCCUGCGUAGGUGCCAACAAACCCUCUUGCAGCACUGUGGCAAAUCUCACCGACCCCAAAACCCGAAAUAAGCGGACCCGAAACAAGCGGGCUGCAGGGGCAGCUGCGGUGGCCAUCAGCUCCCUCCUGGGAGUUAUUGGAGUGGCUUCUGUUCCACGCGACCCUAAGACCCGGGCACCGCCGGUUGCUCCUCGGCCACCCCCGUCGCUCCGCGUGGUACGGCCCGGCGGGGCGCCCGCUCCGGGCACAGGUUAUAAAGGCCGGGUUUUCGGAGCGGACUGCGGAGUCGAGAUGCGCCCGAAGGAGCCGGGACGGAGCUGCGCCGGGGACGGGCCGGGGCCCGCACCUGGACCCAGGCCCGGGGACCCAGCAGCAGUCAGCUCCGCACCCCCGCCCGCAGCCAGUCCGGGCCGAGAGCCGUCGGCGCAGCCCGAACGCGCUCCCGGGCAGGCGCCGGGGGCUGGUCCGGGAGCAGCAUCCGGAUCCCAACCCGUCUCCGAAGCCCGGGCCGGAGCUCGCUCCGCCUCCAAGGCCGGAGCCAAGGCAGGAGCCCAGCGCGCGUCCGCAUUCGCGGGCGUCCAGGCGAAGGCCCAGCCCGUGCCCGACAGCUCGGAUGCACCGUGGACCCGCUUCGUAUUCCAAGGGCCCUUUGGUCCCCGGGCCACUGGCCUGGGGACUGGAAAGGCGGCAGGCAUCUGGAAGACGCCGGCCGCCUACAUUGGCCGGCGGCCCGGGGUGUCCGGCCCCGAGCGCGCCGCCUUUAUUCGGGAGCUGGAGGAAGCGCUGUGUCCCAACCCACCGCCUGUCAAGAAGAUCACCCAAGAAGAUAUCAAAGUGAUGUUAUAUUUGCUGGAGGAGAGAGAGCGGGACCUGAAUACAGCAGCUCGCAUAGGCCAGUCCCUGGUGAAACAGAACAGCGUUCUGAUGGAGGAGAACAGCAAGCUGGAAGCCAUGCUGGGCUCAGCCAGGGAGGAGAUUUUACACCUCAGACACCAGGUGAACCUGCGGGAUGACCUCCUUCAGCUCUACUCAGACUCUGAGGAGGAGGAGGAAGAAGAAGAGGAGGAAGAGGAGGAGCAGCUGUGUGAUCAUCCCUGUGAUGCCCCCAAGCUGACUCCUCAGGAGGGGCCGAUGCAUCGCUGCCCGCAGCUGGAAGCCCUGCAGGAAAAGCUGAGGCUGCUGGAGGAGGAGAACGAUCAGCUGAGAGAGGAGGCCUCUCAAUUCGACACCCUUGAGGAUGAGGAGCAGAUGCUCAUUCUGGAAUGUGUGGAGCAGUUUUCGGAGGCCAGCCAGCAAAUGGCCGAGCUGUCGGAGGUGCUGGUGCUCAGGCUGGAGAACUAUGAACGGCAGCAGAAGGAGAUCACCCAGCUACAGGCCCAGAUAGUGAAGCUGCAGCAGCGCUGCCAGGCAUAUGGGGCUGAGACUGAGAAGUUGCAGCGGCAGCUGGCUUCAGAGAGAGAAAUGCAGUUCCAGGAAGAGGGGGCACUUCCCAGUUUCCAGGAGACCCUGGCUGAGGAGCUCAAAAUGUCUCUAAGGAGGAUUAUCUCAGAUCCUGUGUAUUUUAUGGAAAGAUACGACCUUCGCUACCGUGAGGAGCGAGAGCAGGAACAGGGGUUUGAUGCCGAGGAGGGGUGGAUGCCGGCAGAGGAUAUUGUGCCAGAGGAAGAUUUCGAGCCUGCGGAGGAGUUGGUGCCUGAGGAGGAGCUGGGGGCUACAGAAGAGGGGGUGCUGGCUGAGGAAGGGGUGACUGAAGAGUCAGAGCUGGUGUCGGAGGACACUGAGGCCUGGGAGGAGGUGGAGCCGGAGCUGGAUGAGGCUACGCGGAUGAACGUGGUGACCUCAGCCCUGGAGGCCAGUGGCCUGGGCCCUUCACACCUGGACAUGAAGUAUGUCCUCCAGCAGCUGGCCAGCUGGCAGGAUGCCCAUUACAGGCGGCAGCUGAGGCAGAAGAUCAGCAGCAGCAGCAGCAGCAGGCCAAAACAGACAUGGGGGGGCGGGAUCGUGGAGCAGCAGCCCACGAUGCUGACCCAGGACCUUUGGAGGCUGGAGGAGGACAGGGCCAACCACCCUCCCAUGGCCUGGGAGGAAGAGGGGCCUGCUGGGGUCACCCAGGUCAUUGGGACGAAGGCCUCCGCCAGCAAGGGCCACAGUCGGACCAGUCCCCUGGGCUUUGCUGUUUCCCAGCAGCCUGCAGAGGCCCCACAGACAGUUUGAGGCCCCUCCUUCUGCUGCCUGGCCAAGCCCGACCCAUCCCAGACCCUCCUUCCCAUCCUCUGAAACGGGACCCCAUGUCUGUCACUCGCCCAGCUCCUGAUGAACCUGGGCUGGAGCUUGAGGGCUCAAGCCUCAACCCUCUUUGGGGACUGGCAGAAGGAACCGCGGCCCUCAUUCUGCAGCUGGUGCAAAAGCUGUGGCUGCUGGGCCUGGAU